ACGUAUAUUUCCUGGGAAUGCAUUUCCAUGACCUUUCUAAUGUUUUAUGGCUCUCUGCUGAGGGUUUUUCUUGGCCCCUCCCCCCAGCUUCACCGCAGUGGAUGAUGGGAAACCUGUGCACGUUCCCCGUGUCCGUCUCCACGGCAAUGUGCAGUUCUGGAACACGCUGCGGCCCGAUGAGGAGCGCAAGGGCUCGUUCGUCGCAGUGCCCCUCAGGGACCCCUGCGGCAGGGCCAUCGGGGUGCUGGGCGUGGAUACCCUCAGGGAGCCCCAGGAGAGGAACAUCUUCCUCCGGCAUGAGAUCGACUUCUAUCAGGGAGUUGGUAACAUGUUCAGCCUGGCCUUCCAGCACGUCCUCUCCCUGAAGAAUAUCCUCUGCAUCGUGGACAGCGCCACCUCCUGGCUGUACAGCCGGGCGCCCAGCGUGCGCAGCGUGACCACGUACCUCAUGGAGCCGGCGGGUGAGACGGGUUCAGAUUACACACUGAGGAAGAUGAUGGUUCUGGACAGUCAGACAGGCCACUCCCGUCUGCUCUCCUCCCCAGCCAGCCUGAGACGCAGAGACCACCUUUUCAGGGACUACCUGUUCAAGUGCUGUGACAGCUCGGAGGCACUGAGCUGCGUGGCGUACGGAGAGCAGCGAGUAGCCGUGCCGCUCCGAGACCCUGGCGGGCGCGCGCUGGGCGUGGUGGAUCUCAGCUGUGGGCAGCAGGGGGCGCUGCGGCCCCACGAGCGCAGGGACCUGCAGGGGAUGGUGCGCAUGGUCCAGGCUGCCUGCUGCCAGCUGCUCCGGGAGACUUCCGGGCUGGCAAGGCCAAGCAGGCUACUCGAGGCAGAGGGCGCCGGUGGGGAGGAGCGAGUGGCCCUCCUGUUUCUUCGCUUCAUGCUGGAGGACCUGCGGGGUUGCGUGCGCAGACUCGACCACCAAUCAUUCGCCGAGCUCAAGAGCUACAAGGACCCGCCCCCCGUGGUGCACCAGGUGCUGAGGGCGGUGCUUCUGAUGCUCCACCCACACUGGGAGGAGACUCCCGAGAUUGACAGGUGGAGCCAGUGCAGGCUGAAGGUGAACAGCGAUCUGGUCCGAAAGGUGUUGCACUUUGACCCCACGGCCCGCUCAGUGCAGGUAGAGCGAGAGGACCUGGAAGCAUGCCUAGCAGGUAUUCCCCGCGGAGAGGUGUGGAAGCACGGAUCACUCCCAGCGGAGCACCUCUAUAACUGGGUGUCCGUGUGUCUGUCCCUGCUGGAGCAGGCUGAGAAGCUGCGUCAGUCUCGGGAGCCAGCCCCCUCCAACUCUGACACGCUGCAGAAGGACCCCCCCCGCCCCCCCACCAAGCAACAGGAAGGAACUUAAUGCCACCUGCUGCACUGUAGGAGCGACUUUUUAAAAUAGACAUUACUGUUCCUCUGCUGAAUACGGAAGGGAAGCUCUGUGUCUGUUUGGAUGAAUGCAUGUGUAGUAUUUGUAGUUAAUUAACCCAUUACAUACCAAAUACAUUUUUCUCUGAAAAAAUCUGAACACAAGCUUUAUUUAUGUUAUUUGAUACAUUGCAUUCAAUCAGCACCAAACAGUACUUUUGCUCUAGAACAAAAUGUGCACCUUUUAUUUUCACAGCGAGACACUCCACCUCUAAGAACAAUAACAGAAGUAAUCCUGCCUACCUGUAUCUAGCUAGCUAAACCCCGCCCAAAAAACAACAUUUAAAAAUCACCUUGCUGGGAGUGUUGCAGUAAAAAGUCACACUCCACUCCUCCUCCCCCCGAAGCUGAACUGCAAUCUGCCUGAGAGCAUCAAUCAAUGUGUUGUGGCUGAGAUGAGGGCCCGAUAAGCAGGGAGCUGUCCCGGAGCGACCCGGACGAUAAUUACUUCUCCUCCCAGGCUUGCUGCAGAUACAGAAGCUACGUGCACAGGAAGGCUCUGCAGAUCCUGGCAGGGCUGUGAAAGGCAGUCGUCGGAACACACCGACAAUAAACACGGCAGAUUAGAUCUUUUUAAUAAAGCGUUGUGUCUUUCGUUUUCUUUUUAAUAAAAACGGAAUAUUAAAGUUUAUGACAGUAUCGCUGGGGCAAUUUCUUUGUGUUCAACCACCACUGUGACAGUCCAAACAGCAGUUAUGAUGAUGAUGAUGAUGAUGAUGAUGUACCAGAGCCCCUGGAUAUGGUGCCAAG
Molecule: messenger RNA, 2166 nt
Organism: Acipenser ruthenus (sterlet)
Lineage: Eukaryota; Metazoa; Chordata; Actinopteri; Acipenseriformes; Acipenseridae
Product: EF-hand calcium-binding domain-containing protein 5-like
Exons: 7
Coding region: 329-1351 (340 amino acids)
Source: RefSeq, a predicted model, not a curated record